Molecule: messenger RNA, 264 nt
Organism: Solanum stenotomum
Lineage: Eukaryota; Viridiplantae; Streptophyta; Magnoliopsida; Solanales; Solanaceae
Exons: 2
Coding region: 1-264 (87 amino acids)
Source: RefSeq, a predicted model, not a curated record
AUGGUGACAUCUAAGAAGCUUGUUGCAAUGUUUCUCGUUUGCAUCGUUAUGAUUUCUUCAUGUGUUUACGUCUCCAUGGCUGACGGAGAAAGUAACUCAGAAAAAUUUGAAGAAGCAUAUAAAUCCGCUACAACGGACUACGUCGCUUGUUAUAAUAAUUGUCAAAAAGAAUGCUCCGGUGGAUACACUCAUUGUGAGAUGAAGUGUGACGAAGAUUGCACCGCUAAAUUGCUCAAAGAAAGAAUUGAGAAAAUGAAAAUGUAG